Molecule: messenger RNA, 1926 nt
Organism: Penicillium lagena
Lineage: Eukaryota; Fungi; Ascomycota; Eurotiomycetes; Eurotiales; Aspergillaceae
Product: fungal specific transcription factor domain-containing protein
Exons: 3
Coding region: 1-1926 (641 amino acids)
Biological process (GO): DNA-templated transcription
Molecular function (GO): DNA binding; zinc ion binding
Source: RefSeq, a predicted model, not a curated record
AUGGCCUUGCUCCGUGAACGCAAGAGGAAACGAGCCCAGACCAGCGCUGGCGACCCCAAUGCCGAGAGUCCUCAGGAGGAUAGAAGAAGACGUCGAAUGACCUGGACAGAACCUGGGCAGACAAGUACGCCGAUUGAAACUGGCAGGAACUCUUUUGGCUCUCCGAGCGAACCCAACUCGACAAACGGGGGUUAUUCCUUGCCAUCAGCGGAAUGGACAAAAAACAAUGAUGCGCCACGUUCAGACUCCAAUCCAUACUCAUCAGCCCCGAGCUCAAGUUUUAUGGCUCGAUCUCGCUAUUUUGAAGACACAGUAGUGAUCAACGAAGAUCAAGCGCGGUCCUAUCCGACUGGAGAUGCAGACGGACCAACAGAGGACGACAUCCAACUGCUCCGACUGCAGGGUGCCUUCGACCUUCCGCCGCGGUCCAUCCGCGAUGGACUGAUCAACACUUUCAUGGAGCGAUGCUCCCCAUGGAUGCCAAUCAUUGAGCGCAGCUGGCUGGAAGAAAGCGGCGCCCAGAAGCCGUCGAUUCUCCUUCUCCAAUCUGUCUUCGUCGCUGCCAGCCGCGUCACCUCUGCACCGUCUGUGACAGCAUAUGCCUCCACCCGGCAGUUUUACCGGCGCGCAAAGGCACUGUUUUGGUCUGGGUACGAGAAGAACCCGGUUACUGUCGUUGCAGCGGUGUGUAUUUUACAUUGGUAUAAUCCCGAAGGUCCCGAGCAUGUUUCCACCAACACCAGUGGUUUCUGGAGAUAUGUGGGUGUAGGUCUGGCUCAUCAAGUUGGUCUACAUAAAGAACCGACCAAUAAACGGGAUGCCGCAUUAAGGCGCAGGCUAUGGUGGACUUUGUUUGCUCGAGAUUGCUUGAUAUCUGCCGGCCAGGGUCGUCCCCUUGCAGUUGAUAUAGAAGACUGCGAGUUAGCACCACCCUGUAUGGAGGAUUUUCAUGAUUCAAGCUCAAAUGCGACGCUCUUCAUUGCGUACGUCGAGAUUAGCUCUAUUCUCGGCCACCUUACUCAAUGCUGUCGACGCAAAGCCCUCACGCGUCAGGUACGACAGAACAUGGAGAAUCGUCUGUAUCGCUGGAUAAGGGGCCUUGACCCAUCUUUGCGACUAUAUUGUGAGCCAGGAGGGAAAUGCGGGCCUGUUCUAGCUUCGUACAACUUUGAAGCACGCCAACUUCAUAUUCCGUACCUAACCUGUCUCGCUAUCAUGUUUCGGCCCAGUCCCGGCGACUCGCCUGCGCCAGCAGUCGUUCUUGCGUCUUCGAUGGUAGCAAGAAUGUUUGAAGAUUUCCUCGCUCGAGACGAGAUUCAGUUUCUCGGACCCAUAUUCACAUUUCAUCUUUUGGCAGCUGGGAUAGGCUUGCUCUCAAGCAAUGGCACCCCAGUGUUAUGGGACCACGCGGUUGGCAGCAUGCAACUCAUUUACUUGUCCCUUGAGGAAUUAGCCAAACGAUGGUCCUCUGCAAAAGGCAGUUUAAGGGCACUGAAAAGCGUUGCUGAUAAACAGCAAAGCGCAAGGCCAGACAUCGGGUCGUCCAUAAUGGCGCUUCCCAGGGAGCAACAUCCGUUUUUUGAUGGCUUCGGCUCGAAUCUCUCAUGGGCGUGGGAGUAUUAUAUGCCCAUGGAAACUACCGGCCGGAAUGAAGAAAGUACUGGUGUAGUACUACACGCAGCCCGGACCCCGGAUCAAUGUAAUAAUAGCGAAAUGACCGAAUCCCGACCGCCGGAUGCCACUACCAUUCCUGCGGCGACAGACGAUUACCGCCCGCUAACAACUAUCCUCGACCCGAACACCGGCUUUGCUAUGGGAGAUAUGUCCCAGGAUAUAGCCAGUGAUGACUUCUUUCAUAAUCAAUACCAGGGAAUGGGAGACUGGCUAUUUAAAGAUUUGGACUGGAGUGGUGAUAUUACUUGGUAG